This is a messenger RNA of Verruconis gallopava, 1424 nucleotides long. RefSeq lists its product as uncharacterized. The record is from RefSeq and is a predicted model, not a curated record. The transcript has a single exon. NCBI's taxonomy places the organism in Eukaryota, Fungi, Ascomycota, Dothideomycetes, Venturiales, Sympoventuriaceae. The coding region runs from base 295 to 1305 and encodes 336 amino acids.
AUAGAAAGGGAAUGUAAGAAACCAGGCGGUGAGCCACACAAAGGCUGAUCUCAAGGCCGUCGUCCGUCGCAUUCCCUAGUGCUGCUUUCCCAUUUUUUAUAAUAUGCAUUUGGGUUGUCGCGCAAACGCUGCACAGGACGAAGUGGCUGGUUCGUAUUAGGUCUUCUUGCAUUCUCGAACCAACAACGCGUCAUAGACGUUUGCGCAAACCGACGACAGGAAAAAAACCCCAUCCAUCACAUCAAAACAUAGGACUUGCUAUGCCCUGUCAAUCGACGGCAAGAUCGAAUAAAGAUGCCAAAAUCUAGAAAAUCCACAGAGUCGAGCGCCAAGCCAAACGUUGCCACGAGAACUUCAACGAGGAGCAAAGGCAGGGUCUCCAGCAAGUAUUUCCAAAACAACGACGACAGCGCUCUGGACGACGCGGCGCGGGAAAAUACGGAAACCGGUUCGAAAAGAAAACGAAAGUCCAAAGCGCCCACGGCCUCGAAUAAGAUUCCCAAAGUGGAGGAGCCAGAGCGUCAGCCGAACCCAUCGCAGUAUCAAACCCUUCUAUAUCUUCUGUCCCCGUCGGCUUUGCAACUAUGCCGCCCGAAAGACGAGUCUAAAGAGCUUGCCGAGAAAGGCCCAAGCGCCGACUACCGCACAUAUUCCGGGAGCGUCUUGACGCCUUUCGAGGAGUUGCUCAGCGCCGUGAUCCUUUCGCGACCCAUCUCUCAUGCGCUGGGCCAUCGCUCGAUCAGGACGAUUUUGAACCCGCCGUAUAGGUUCAGCAAUGCCAGAGCGAUUCGCAAGGCCGGUCCGGCCCGGGUUCUCAAAGCCAUGUUCGACGCGCGGACCCAGCACAAGGACAAAACGGCCGUCGCGAUCGCCAAGUUCGCUGACGUAGUUGCGGAGAAGUUUGGCGGUGAGGACGACACGAGCUUGGAGGAGGUGAGGAAGCAGAGCGACUACGACCCGAACAAGGAGCGCGCGCUUCUGAAAUCAAGCAUUCAUGGUCUGGGGAACACGGGCCUGAACAUCUUCUACCGCCGGAUCCAAUGGCUUUGGACCCAGAGCUUUCCGUUCAUGGACGAGCGCACGGAGGAUGCAGCCGCUUCGUUGGGCUUGCCAGACGAUGCGGAGGAGUUGUACGACAUGAUCGACGCGAUAUGGGAGGAAUUAGAUACAGACCAGUUCGACGGCGGGGACGAAGAGGAGAAGAAACGACGGGCGUUUGUUGUUCUCCUGGAACGAGUGAUUGGUGCACAGCUGGAGAAGAAAGUCGUUCAGGUUCUGCAGGAAGCCGAAAAGAUGCCCGAAUGACAAUUCAAAGGACGAGCUUGUGAGGCUAGACCGGGGCGAAGACCACUUCCGUUCGUCCCUAGCGGGUUUAUAAUUCUUCACAAAACACGUUUCAGAAAAGCUCUUAAAUUUUUUUUUCU